Molecule: messenger RNA, 4142 nt
Organism: Chenopodium quinoa (quinoa)
Lineage: Eukaryota; Viridiplantae; Streptophyta; Magnoliopsida; Caryophyllales; Amaranthaceae
Product: paladin-like
Exons: 19
Coding region: 209-3964 (1251 amino acids)
Source: RefSeq, a predicted model, not a curated record
AAAAAAAAAACCUUUACUGGUUAAUGGAAUAUACUCUUGCCGUUCCGGUUCUCGAAUAAAAGGGCUAAAACGAAGCUACCUCGGGCCUGUCUGCUGUAGGCUUGCAGCUCAUCUCUCAAUUGCGCUAAUCUUUAAUUUCAGAAUUUAGAUCAAGAAAUCCAGCAGACUAACAAUCUGUAAUUCAUUCAUAUGCAACGCCAUCUUCGCCAUGUCAAUACCGAGGGAGCCAGAGCAUGUGAUGAAGUUGCGAGAAGGAUCCGUGCUUGGGAAGAAGACUAUCUUGAAGAGCGACCAUUUUCCUGGCUGCCAGAACAAACGUCUUUCUCCUCACAUUGAAGGUGCUCCCAAUUAUCGCCAGGCAGAUUCCUUACAAGUUCACGGGGUUGCUAUUCCUACCAUAGAUGGAAUCCGAAAUGUUCUUAAACACAUCGGAGCCCAACCUGACAAAAAGAGAACUCAUGUGUUGUGGAUAAAUCUCCGUGAAGAGCCAGUGGUGUACAUCAAUGGACGUCCCUUUGUUUUGCGUGAUGUUGAAAGGCCUUUCUCGAAUCUUGAGUAUACGGGAAUUAACAGGGAUAGGGUGGAAGAUAUGGAAUCUCGAUUGAAGGAAGACAUCUUGCUGGAAGCUGCAAGGUACGGAAACAAGAUCCUUGUUACUGAUGAACUGCCGGAUGGACAAAUGGUGGACCAGUGGGAGCCAGUGACCUGUGAUUCUGUGAAGACUCCACUUGAGGUAUAUGAGGAGCUGAAAAUUGAGGGUUAUCUUGUUAACUAUGAACGAGUUCCUGUUACUGAUGAGAAGUCGCCUAAAGAAUCAGAUUUUGAUGUUCUGGUUAAUAAAAUAUCUCAAGUUGACCUUAGUACCGAGGUAAUAUUUAAUUGUCAAAUGGGACGUGGGCGAACUACAACAGGGAUGGUGAUUGCUACCUUAAUUUACUUUAACCGAAUUGGAGCCUCCGCAGGCAUUCCUAGGAGCAACUCAAUUGGAAGAGUCUCUGAUCUGAGCUGUAAUGCUGACAAUUUGCUUAGUUCGGAGGAGGCAAUCCGCAGGGGAGAGUACACUGUCAUUAGAAGUCUGAUUCGUGUUUUAGAGGGUGGUGUCGAAGGAAAAAGGCAGGUGGAUAAAGUGAUUGAUAAGUGUGCUUCUAUGCAGAAUUUACGAGAAGCUAUUGCUACAUACCGUAGCAGUAUUUUACACCAACCAGAUGAGAUGAAGCGAGAGGCUUCACUAUCUUUUUUUGUGGAGUACCUGGAGAGAUAUUAUUUUCUGAUUUGUUUUGCUGUAUAUCUUCACACCGAGGGAGCAGCUUUGACUCCCUGUUCAUCAGUUCUGUGUAGUUUUGCUGAUUGGAUGAGAGCACGACCGGAACUCUAUAGCAUACUGCGUAGGCUAUUAAGGAGAGAUCCAAUGGGCGCGCUAGGCUACCGCAAUGCAGAGAAAUCACUUACUAAGACAGCUGAAUCUACAAAUGGACGUCCUUAUGAAAUGAGUGUUGUUACUGCACUGAGGAAUGGAGCCGUGUUGGGCAGUCAAACUGUCUUGAAGAGUGAUCAUUGCCCUGGUUGUCAAAAUUUGAGCUUGCCAGAGAGGAUAGAAGGUGCCCCAAAUUUCAGAGAGGUUAUGGGAUUUUCAGUUUAUGGCGUGGCUAAUCCAACAAUUGAUGGCAUUCGGUCGGUUAUUCAGCGCAUUGCUAGUCUGAGAGCUGCCCGUCCAGUAUGUUGGCACAACAUGAGAGAGGAACCUGUAAUUUACAUUAAUGGAAAGCCAUUUGUGCUUCGUGAAGUUGAAAGACCUUAUAAGAACAUGAUGGAGUACACUGGAAUUGAUUGUGAGAGAGUAGAAAGAAUGGAAGCUCGACUAAAGGAAGAUAUUCUGCGUGAAUCUGAGCGCUUCGGAGGAGCUAUUAUGGUUAUCCAUGAAACAGAUGAUGGUCAAAUAUUUGAUGCCUGGGAACAUGUCAAUUGUGACUCAAUUCAGACACCACAUGAAGUUUUCAGCUGCCUAGAAGCUGAAGGGUAUCCAAUUAUGUAUGCACGUGUACCUAUAACUGAUGGAAAGGCUCCAAAAAGUUCUGAUUUUGAUACACUAGCAAAAAAUGUUGCCUCAGCUUCAAAGGACACUGCUUUUGUUUUUAAUUGUCAGAUGGGCAGGGGAAGGACAACAACUGGUACUGUUAUAGCCUGCCUUCUCAAACUAAGAAUAGAGUAUGGUAAACCUAUAAGAAUUCUCCGUGAGGAGUAUAUUGGGGAAGUGGAUGAUUAUUCUUCGUGUGGUGAAGAAACUAUGGAUGAUUUAGCUGCAUCUAGCUCAAGUAUCAUUGAUCAUGGUACAGCUAGAAAGCCACCUCGGACUUUUGGCAUUAAUGAUAUUUUGUUACUGUGGAAGAUAACAAGAUUAUUUGAUAACGGAGUUGAAUGUCGGGAGGCAUUAGAUGCUGUUAUUGAUAGAUGUUCGGCUUUGCAGAAUAUACGUGAUGCUGUCCUACGAUACCGGGAAUUAUUUAAUCAACAGCGUGUUGAGCCCCGGGUGAGAAGGGUUGCCUUAAAUCGUGGCGCUGAGUACCUGGAGCGCUACUUCCGUUUGAUUGCUUUUUCUGCAUAUCUUGGAAGUGAAGCGUUUGAUGGGUUUUGUGGCCAAGGAGAAUCCAAGACAACUUUUAAGAGUUGGUUACAAAAAAGACCUGAAGUCCAAGCGAUGAAAUGGAGCAUAAGAUUGAGGCCAGGGCGAUUCUUUACUGUUCCAGAAGAUCUGCGAUCUCCCUAUGAAACUCAGCAUGGAGAUGCAGUAAUGGAAGCGGUUAUUAAGGCUCGAAAUGGCUCUGUUCUAGGGAGGGGUUCUAUACUUAAAAUGUACUUCUUUCCUGGUCAGAGAACAUCUAGUAACAUACAAAUACAUGGGGCACCUCACGUUUACAAGGUGGAUGGAUACCCUGUCUAUAGCAUGGCCACUCCGACUAUCACUGGUGCGAAAGAGAUGUUAUCUUUCUUGGCUGCUAAUGGAUCUGUAGAUGGCAGAAAUAAGUUAGUAAUAACUGAUUUGAGAGAGGAAGCUGUGGUUUACAUUAAUGGGUCACCUUUUGUUCUCCGUGAACUGAACAAAGCAGUUGAUACUCUGAAACAUGUGGGGAUUACUGGUCCAGUGGUGGAACAUAUGGAGGCACGUCUAAAAGAAGAUAUAAUAUCAGAGGUUGCUCGGACUGGUGGACGAAUGCUUUUGCAUCGAGAAGAAUACAGUCCAACACUAAAUCAGUCUAGUAUUGUUGGAUACUGGGAGAAUAUUUUCACAGAAGAUGUCAAGACUCCCGCUGAAGUUUAUGCUGCUCUGAGGGAUGAAGGCUAUGAUAUAGCCUACAGGAGAAUACCUUUAACAAGAGAGAGAGAAGCUUUGUCAUCUGAUGUUGAUGCAAUACUGUGCUGUAAAGAUGAGUCUGCUGGAUCCUAUUUAUUUGUGUCACAUACAGGAUUUGGAGGAGUGGCUUAUGCAAUGGCAAUCAUAUGUGUAAGACUACAAGCUGAGGGAAAUGUGCACCAUAAUGUGCCCUCAUUCGAUGUCACACUGCCUCCGCAAUCUGUACCCGAUGUCCUAUCAUGUUGGGCUUCUGAUGAAGCAGCACUCAAACUGGGUGAUUAUCGGGAUAUUCUCAGCCUAACAAGAGUUCUCGCUCAAGGGCCAAGGAGCAAGGCAGAUGUCGACAAUAUCAUAGAAAGAUGUGCCGGGGCAGGACAUAUACGUGAUGAUAUUGUUUACUACACUAAGGAACUGAAGCAAGUCUGUGAUGGCAAUGAGGAGCAUCAGGCAUACCUAAUUGACAUGGGUGUAAAGGCAUUAAGGAGGUAUUUUUUUCUGAUAACAUUCAGGUCGUACCUUUAUUGUGUUAAUGGAGCUGAGACUACAUUCUCGAGUUGGAUGGAUUCUCGACCUGAACUGGGCUAUCUAUGUGAUCACCUUAGAAUUGAUAAAUAAUUUCAAAACAAUAACAAUAUUCUUUUAUAUAAAGUUAUUUCCUCCAUGUGAAUAGAUUGUACAAAGUUAUUUUGUCAUGUAUUUCUUGCAUUUAUUUGCCGGAAAAAUUUACAUUGGUCUUGUUGACAAGGUUACGAUCCAAUCUAAUAAAAAUGUAAUGUUCUUUUUUCGGAUGUCA